GAAGUCGCGCGCCGUCUCGCGAGACUCUAAGUUGAAGGAACAUGGCGACGUCUAAUCUGUUAAAGAAUAAAGGUUCUCUUCAAUUUGAAGACAAAUGGGAUUUUAUGCGUCCAAUUGUUUUGAAGCUUUUACGCCAAGAGUCUGUUACAAAACAGCAGUGGUUUGAUCUGUUUUCGGAUGUGCAUGCGGUCUGUCUCUGGGAUGAUAAAGGCCCAGCAAAAAUUCACCAGGCUUUAAAAGAAGAUAUUCUUGAAUUUAUUAAGCAAGCACAGGCACGAGUACUAAGCCAUCAAGAUGAUACAGCUUUGCUAAAAGCAUAUAUUGUAGAAUGGCGAAAAUUCUUUACACAAUGUGAUAUUUUACCAAAGCCUUUUUGUCAACUAGAGAUUACUUUAUUGGGUAAACAGGGCGGCAAUAAAAAAUCAAAUGUAGAAGAUGGUAUUGUUCGAAAGCUCAUGCUUGAUACAUGGAACGAGUCCAUCUUUUCAAAUAUAAAAAACAGACUCCAGGAUAGUGCAAUGAAGCUGGUACAUGCUGAACGAUUAGGAGAAGCUUUUGAUUCUCAGCUGGUCAUUGGAGUAAGAGAAUCCUAUGUUAAUCUUUGUUCUAAUCCCGAGGAUAAGCUUCAAAUUUAUAGGGACAAUUUUGAGAAGGCGUACUUGGACUCAACAGAGAGAUUUUAUAGAACACAGGCACCCUCAUAUUUACAACAAAACGGUGUUCAGAAUUAUAUGAAAUAUGCAGAUGCUAAAUUAAAAGAAGAAGAAAAACGAGCACUACGUUAUUUAGAAACCAGACGGGAGUGUAACUCUGUUGAAGCACUCAUGGAAUGCUGUGUAAAUGCCCUGGUGACAUCCUUUAAAGAAACUAUCUUAGCAGAGUGCCAAGGCAUGAUCAAGCGAAAUGAAACUGAAAAAUUACAUUUAAUGUUUUCAUUGAUGGACAAAGUUCCUAAUGGGAUAGAGCCAAUGUUGAAAGACUUGGAGGAACAUAUCAUUAGUGCUGGCCUUGCAGAUAUGGUAGCAGCUGCUGAAACUAUUACUACUGACUCUGAGAAAUAUGUUGAGCAGUUACUUACACUAUUUAAUAGAUUUAGUAAACUCGUCAAAGAAGCUUUUCAAGAUGAUCCCCGAUUUCUCACUGCAAGAGAUAAGGCAUAUAAAGCAGUUGUUAAUGAUGCUACCAUAUUUAAACUUGAAUUACCUUUGAAGCAGAAAGGGGUAGGAUUAAAAACUCAGCCUGAAUCAAAAUGCCCUGAGCUGCUUGCCAAUUACUGUGACAUGUUGCUAAGAAAAACACCAUUAAGCAAAAAACUAACUUCUGAAGAAAUUGAAGCAAAACUUAAAGAAGUGCUCUUGGUACUCAAAUAUGUACAAAACAAAGACGUUUUUAUGAGAUAUCACAAAGCUCAUUUGACACGACGUCUUAUAUUGGACAUCUCUGCUGAUAGUGAAAUUGAAGAGAAUAUGGUCGAGUGGCUAAGAGAAGUUGGUAUGCCAGCAGACUAUGUAAACAAACUUGCUAGAAUGUUUCAGGACAUAAAAGUAUCUGAAGAUUUGAACCAAGCUUUUAAGGAAAUGCACAAAAAUAAUAAAUUGGCUUUACCAGCUGAUUCAGUUAAUAUAAAAAUUUUGAAUGCUGGUGCUUGGUCAAGAAGCUCUGAGAAAGUCUUUGUCUCACUUCCUACUGAACUGGAGGAUUUGAUACCUGAAGUAGAAGAAUUCUAUAAAAAAAAUCAUAGUGGUAGAAAAUUACAUUGGCAUCAUCUCAUGUCAAAUGGAAUUAUAACAUUUAAGAAUGAAGUAGGUCAAUAUGAUUUGGAGGUAACAACGUUUCAGCUGGCUGUGUUGUUUGCAUGGAACCAAAGACCCAGAGAGAAAAUCAGCUUUGAAAAUCUAAAACUCGCAACUGAACUCCCUGAUGCUGAGCUUAGAAGGACUUUAUGGUCUUUAGUAGCUUUCCCAAAGCUCAAACGGCAAGUUUUAUUGUACGAACCUCAAGUCAACUCACCCAAAGACUUUACCGAAGGUACCCUCUUCUCAGUGAACCAGGAAUUCAGUUUAAUAAAAAAUGCAAAAGUUCAGAAAAGGGGUAAAAUCAACUUGAUUGGACGCUUGCAGCUCACUACAGAAAGAAUGAGAGAAGAAGAGAAUGAAGGAAUAGUUCAACUACGAAUACUAAGAACCCAGGAGGCUAUCAUACAAAUAAUGAAGAUGAGAAAGAAAAUUAGUAAUGCUCAGCUGCAGACUGAAUUAGUAGAAAUUUUGAAAAACAUGUUCUUGCCACAAAAGAAAAUGAUAAAAGAGCAAAUAGAAUGGCUAAUAGAGCACAAAUACAUCAGAAGAGAUGAAUCUGAUAUCAACACUUUCAUUUAUAUGGCAUAAUUUUGAACAUCAUGGACAAUAUUAAGAACUCAAAUUUUGGAGUGCUUGGGCAGAAAGUUGCAACAGUUUGUGCUGAAGGUUUAUUUGGACUUUGAUUACAUAAAUAUUAAAAUCUCUGCCUUACCUAACAAAACAACUAUAUUUUGCCAACCACAUUAGUUAGCAUGAUGGCAUUCCCUUCAUGUCACACACUCUUAACAGCAUGCUCUUUUGUGGGAGACACUUGCAUUCAUGAAGAGCCCUUUAUGAACUUUUAAAGGAAAUUUGACUUAUACCCACCAGAAGAAAUACAGUUGGGAAGGGUGAGGGUGGGAUUCUUACUGCUUUUUUUUCCUCCUUUUUCCUCUCUUUCAAAAAUGUACUUGCACAAGGAAGGAUCUUCAGAUAUUUGUGCACUGAAAAAUGCUGUUAUGUGUUGUUUUUAAAAUGCAAUUAAAACUAGAAAUAGCACUCUUGGUUUCUUUUGAUCAAAAGAGUGAGCUGGUCUAUACAACAUUGGGAGAGGGCAGAUGUAGGUGAGGCGAUAAGUAUUUAAUAAGUAUCACAUUAUUUGUUCAAACACUGCUCCAGUAUAAUAACUGGAUUUUAAUGGUGACCUAAAAAUGGUAUUAAAUUUUUCCAACUUACAAAUGUUGGCUUUCUUUAAUCAAGAGACUGCCGUUUUAGUUGUUUGUUUUUUAAUGAUAAGGAGUAUUUUUUAUUUUAUAUGGCUGGAGAGCUUGUUUUGGAAAAGUGAAGCUUAUAUUAAUUGCUUCUUCAAUUGUUUGAAACAUGUAUGGAGGUAGGGAGGUCAUUUUGAUUACAGAGUCAAAAUAGCAAAGUUAAGUGUGUUUACUAAUACACUUAAUAUAUAUACUAUAUAUACCUAAUAUUUGUUAUGCCAUAUCCAAAUUCAUUAAAAACAAAGCAGAAAUUUCCUGCUAUCAUAUAAUGCAGUUAUAUAACUGAUCCCUUUAUCUGAAGCAUGGAAAUAUUUUGGUAUUUUAGUCUCUUGAUUAGGGAUUUGUACCCUCAGGUUUCCUGAUAGGAAGGCAUUCUGCUUUAAACAAGUAAUAAGUACCAGUUACCUACAAGGAAGAGAGAAAUCACAACAUAGGAAAGACCUGAAAAGCAUAAGUAAAAGUGUUGCAAUCUUAAUAUGAACAGUAAACUUGCCAAAUAUAUGUACAUAUAUAUUUAUAUAUUUGAAAAAUAAACAUUUUUUAAAUGUUCAGAAGGCAACUCUUACCUUGUUCCUCUUAGUCAAUCCAAAGUAGCAACUUGCUAGUUGCUGGUAACCGAAUAUCCAGAGGAGUGAAGAUUCCGUACUUAAGGACAUGAGCAACUUAAAAAGAGAAAAACUCCCCAUUGGGAAAGUAUGGUUCAACGUGGAUUUUUAUUCAUUAUGAUACACGUUUCAGAUUUUCUUGCAAAUUAUUUUACUUUUUGUUUGAUAUUGAGUAAAAAUUUUUAACAUAUGAUUUGAAGCCAGUCGGCUAUGGUGUGCUGGAGCAUUGAAGGCCUACAGCAUUAUCGCAGAGUGAUUUCAGGAGCAAUUCAUGGAAUCUGCCCCAACCCCAAGAGGCUUUGCAAGCUGCCUGAUGAAGGAAAGCUGAUUUAAAACAUUUAAGGUUUUGCUGAUUAUAGUCAAAUGCCUGUUCUGAAACUCAUAGGAAAUUGGAAUUUUGUUUCUAAUUUUAAAUCUUACACAUGAGUUCUAAGAUAGCAUAUGUCAAUUAUUAGACCAAGUCUAUUGUGAAGAGUUAAUUUAGUGCUCAUCAUUUUCUCUAAUUAAAUGACUGCUAACAAUGGACAAAUUCUUUAAGAAUUGUAAUAAUUGUGGUCCUAAUGUUUAGCAAAUAGUUUGCUCUUGGCAUAUUUGCUUAUCCAAUACAAGAAUGCCAAAGGAAGGAAAUAGUACAGGCCAUUUUUCAAAGUUGAAGAUUUAUUGUUUUAAAUUAUAAUUGUUCUCAGAACUUUUUUGUAAUUUCUAAUCAUUUUGGUGAUUUAAGAGUGAGAGCCAUGAUGUUUUGAUUUAAUAAAGGCAAAUUUAAUGCAAAAGUGGGUAACUCAUAGCAAACUUUUCUAUUAAAUUUUAUAAAUUUUUAAUAGCUAAUUAUGUCCUAACUGUAUUUUGGGGAAUAGAACAGCAGUAAAUACUGUACACUCACAGCUUUCAUCAUUUUUUUUGUUACGUACACAAAAAUUCAACUACUCUUUGGUGUUUAUGAAAACCAUUCAGUUGACAAGGUGCCUAUACCAUUACUGAAUUUUCUUUAAAUAUGUUUCGACAAUAGAUUUGCUAAUUUAAAUAAAAAAUAAUCUGAAGAAAAAGAACCAUUUACCAGCAAUUUGCUAAAUACUUAAUCACAGUUGUAUCUUUAUCAGGUCCCUUUUCUAUAAUGUGCACUUAAAGUUAGUGCUGUCUGAGCAGGAAUGAAACCUGACAUAGUUAAGGGGAAAAAUAUAUACCUUUUUUUUUUUUUUUCAUGACUAGUAUGGCAAUAGGACUCUUCACAGGUUAAUUUAAGCUUCACACAUUCAUCUAACUUAGAGAUGGAGCCAUCUCGGAAAUGUUAACCUUUGUUACCAUCCCAUUGCCAGAGUAAAUAGACGUGAAAAAAACUUACAAAGUAAAAUAUAGAACAAUUUUAAUACUUACAAUGAGGUAAAUAUUAAACCAUUACUGUUUCAAUGAUUUAAUGAAGAUCUGAAAAAACAUCUGAAGUCUUCCAAUUUUUACAUUUAUUGGAGGGGUCUCUGCAUUCUGUCAACCUAUUUAAGUCUCUUACUUUGUGCAUAAGUGUUGAAAUUUCCAAAAAUGAAAUGUUAGCUUUUUAUUUUUACUUCCUAUUAAACUUAAUGCAAAAUAUGACCGUAGUUUAAAAGUAUUAUGCAUUAUUUGCAGUAGGAUUUCAUUAGCCCUGCUCAAAGGGCAAAUUUUAAAAAUUCAAUUUGGGUGAAAGAUUUGCUAGUUUUCCAGAAAGAUUUGCUAUCAUAAACUCAAGCUGGUUUUUCUAUUUUCAUGUAAAUGACUGGAAUGCUAUCUUACAAACUCUUCCAAGGUCAUGUUUGUGAAAUAAACAUUACAUGAAAGCUUUCCUGUCAUCUACACUAUAUGUGUCGCCUGGAGUGUUGAACAAAUUUGAGUUCCUAAGUUGUAAUCUAUCCGUAUAUGGUAUGUACGAUUUUGAAUGUGUGCCACUACAUACUGAGGUGAUAACGCUGUACAAUUUUAAAUAGUAGCAGUUUCUGUAUGCAGUAGGCUGAAAUAUUUUGAUGAACUGCUUAAUUUUUGGAUUUUAUUUUUUAAGUUGUAUAAUUUAUUUUCUUGCAAAAUAAAAAUGUAAUAUAAAAGCUU
Eptesicus fuscus (big brown bat) is the source of this 5724-nucleotide messenger RNA. It is a transcript of the gene CUL5, whose product is annotated as cullin 5. Bases 42 to 2384 code for a protein of 780 amino acids. Gene Ontology annotation, biological process: SCF-dependent proteasomal ubiquitin-dependent protein catabolic process; protein ubiquitination. The transcript is spliced from 19 exons. Gene Ontology annotation, molecular function: ubiquitin protein ligase binding. The record is from RefSeq and is a predicted model, not a curated record. NCBI's taxonomy places the organism in Eukaryota, Metazoa, Chordata, Mammalia, Chiroptera, Vespertilionidae. Gene Ontology annotation, cellular component: SCF ubiquitin ligase complex; Cul5-RING ubiquitin ligase complex.